Molecule: messenger RNA, 2557 nt
Organism: Nicotiana tabacum (common tobacco)
Lineage: Eukaryota; Viridiplantae; Streptophyta; Magnoliopsida; Solanales; Solanaceae
Product: subtilisin-like protease SBT4.14
Biological process (GO): proteolysis
Molecular function (GO): serine-type endopeptidase activity
Source: RefSeq, a predicted model, not a curated record
GCUAGUACCAUUGUACUUAAUUCUCUGUAUGAUCCUGGAUUUUCUUUCUACUUUUGCAAUUCACCUAAUCUUCCAACAUUGUUGACACAAAGACAAUGUUGAGGAACAAUCACUUCUGCUGGUUUCUGUCUUAUCAUCUUCUUCUAAUCUUGAUCUUGACUGGCAUUGAAGCUGCUGAAGUAGAUAGAAAAGAAGCAGAUGACCUUUACAUUGUUUUCUUGAAAGAUCAUCCGGUGAACGAAGAAUCGCUAUUUCAGAGACAUAUUAUUGUCCUAUCAUCUUUAAAGGGAAGUGAUGGGGCUGCAACAGAAUCUCAUGUUUAUAGCUAUACAAAAAUCUUCAAUGCAUUUGCAGCAAAGCUAUCUCAACAUGAAGUUCACAUGUUAUCCAGCAUGGAUGAAGUGGUUUCUGUCAUACCAAACAGAUACAGGAAGCUACAUACUACAAGAUCAUGGGAAUUUAUUGGUUUGCCUGCAACUGCAAAAAGAAGAUUGAAAAGGGAGAGCAACAUUAUCGUGGGUGUUUUCGAUACAGGGAUAACUCCUCAAUCAAAAAGCUUUAAGGAUGAUGGUCUUGGUCCUCCUCCAGUAAAAUGGAAAGGAAGUUGUGGCCAUUUUGCAAAUUUUUCUGGAUGCAACAACAAGCUUAUAGGAGCAAGAUACUUCAAGCUGGACAAAGUUCCUGAUCCAAAUGACAUAUUGUCACCAAUUGAUGUGCACGGCCACGGAACACAUACAUCAUCCACCCUAGCGGGAAGUAUGGUGCCUGAUGCAAGCUUGUUUGGUCUUGCCCGAGGGACUGCACGUGGAGCGGUUCCUUCUGCUAGAGUGGCUAUGUACAAAGUCUGUUGGGUGACCUCAGGUUGUGCAGAUAUUGACAUUCUAGCUGCAUUUGAAGCUGCAAUUAGUGAUGGUGUGGACUUAAUAUCCAUCUCAAUUGGUGGUCUCAGUGGUAGUUAUACAACUGAUGUGAUAGCCAUUGGAUCAUUUCAUGCCAUGAGAAAAGGGAUUCUUACUGUGGCUUCUGCUGGAAAUGAUGGACCUAACCUCAACACCGUCGCGAACCAUGCACCAUGGAUGCUAACUGUAGCGGCUAGUGGCAUUGAUAGGGAGUUCAGGAGUAAGGUGGCGUUGGGAAAUGGGAGAAUAGUCUCAGGGAUUGGAGUUAGCGCGUUUGAUCCAAAGAAAAAAUUGUAUCCUCUUACGGCGGGAGUGGAUAUGGCCAAGAGCUCUGACACUCGAGACAGUUCAAGGUACUGUGGUGAAGGAUCAAUGGAUCCUAGAAAGGUAAAGGGAAAGCUUGUUUAUUGCCAGUUGGGUACUUGGGGUGCUGAUUCUGUUAUAAAAGAACUUGGAGGGAUCGGCACUAUCAUUGAAAGCGAUCAGUUUCUUGAUUCUGCCCCAAUUUUCAUGGCUCUUGCAACAAUAGUUAAUUCCAGCAUAGGGAAAAACAUUAAUAACUAUAUGCAUUCAGAGAGAUUACCUUCAGCAGUAAUAUACAAAUCACAGGAAGUUAAGAUCAAAGCUCCAUUUAUUGCAUCAUUUUCAUCAAGAGGUCCAAAUCCAGGAACAAUACGCCUUCUGAAGCCUGAUAUUGCAGCUCCAGGAAUUGACAUUCUGGCUUCUUACACCCCCCUGAAAUCACUCACUGGUUUGAAAGGCGAUACUCAAUAUUCAGAAUUCACCCUCAUGUCUGGCACUUCCAUGUCAUGCCCUCAUGUUGGCGGUGCAGCUGCUUAUGUAAAGUCAUACCAUCCAGAUUGGUCUCCUUCUGCUAUUAAGUCUGCCCUCGUGACUACUGCAAGACCUAUGAGCUCAAAGGUGGACAGGGAAGCAGAGUUCGCGUAUGGUGCUGGACAAGUUAAUCCGACGAAAGCAAGAAGUCCUGGAUUAAUUUAUGACAUGGAUGAUAUGUCAUAUAUCCAGUUCUUAUGCCAUGAAGGUUACAAUUCAUCAUCAGUAUCCAGUUUACUUCGACAACGGGUAAAUUGCUCCACAUUGAUUCCUGCAAAUGGUGAAGAUGCUAUCAACUAUCCCACAAUGCAGCUUGGCCUAAAGAGUAAUCAAGAACCAACCAUUGGCAUUUUCAGGAGGAAAGUUACCAAUGUUGGACAAGCUAUAUCUGUUUAUAAUGCCACUAUCAGAGCUCCUAAGGGAGUGGAUAUCACAGUAAAACCAACGACUCUCUCAUUCACACGUGCAAUGCAGACAAGAAGUUUCAAGGUUGUUGUGAAGGCAAAACCAAUGUCAAAUGCUGUAAUAUUGUCAGGUUCACUCAUUUGGAAGAGCUCCCGCCAUCUUGUAAGAAGUCCUAUUGUCAUAUAUGAUCCAAAGGUUUUUGAUUAAGUGAUUAUGUGAUAGUUUCAAAGGAAAAUGAUACAGUAGAAUGCAAAAGAACAUCAAGAAACACACAUGAUUGUUGACAUUAAUUUCUGUAAAGGUGGGGGCAGGGUAAGUGUGCACAAGAACGAAUUUGAAGAACAGUAGAUGCAACAUGUGUGAAUAAAUCUACAUGUAUAUUCAUUUCACACAAUUACUUUUGUUUUCAUUUCUGCAAA